Cephus cinctus (wheat stem sawfly) is the source of this 2000-nucleotide messenger RNA. RefSeq names its product kynurenine 3-monooxygenase (gene cn). Gene Ontology annotation, molecular function: kynurenine 3-monooxygenase activity; FAD binding; NAD(P)H oxidase H2O2-forming activity. Gene Ontology annotation, biological process: L-tryptophan catabolic process; NAD+ metabolic process; quinolinate biosynthetic process. The record is from RefSeq and is a predicted model, not a curated record. Lineage: Eukaryota; Metazoa; Arthropoda; Insecta; Hymenoptera; Cephidae. The transcript is spliced from 11 exons. Gene Ontology annotation, cellular component: mitochondrial outer membrane. Bases 408 to 1868 code for a protein of 486 amino acids.
CGAAAGCUCACGCGAUCCCGUGGUUUCCGCAGUUCAGCUCGAACGUAACGUCUGGCAAAGCCCGCACAGCCCCUGCCGAUUGGCAACCCUCCGGGCGAUCAUUCAGCGUAUGUAUAAGGAGAUCUGGCUAUGAAAUUGACGAAUAUACAUGUAACUGCGGUAGAAAUACUCCUGCAGUAUCAUUCGGGUCAGUUUUGAGUCUCGUCGUACCACACGGAGACACAUCGACACACACACCAACAAAAGCACAGAGGACACACAGUGCAAAUGUCUGACAUGCCCGAGCUGGACACCAGAGGCGCUGCGGUUAGUGCCGAUUUUCCAAGCGCGAGCAGGCGGGACCAGGCGGGGGUCAACAUCGGUUAACAACCACUGGCUUCAGUGGCUUCAGUCAAUUGACAGACACCAUGACGGACAAGUCCCGUAAAUUGAAGGUGGCAAUAGUAGGUGGUGGUUUGGUCGGCGCACUGACUGCUUGUUAUUUUGCCAAGAGAGGCCACGAGGUUCGCGUCUACGAGUAUCGGGCAGAUAUUCGGGUGGAAGAUUCGCGCGGGCAGAGUAUCGAUUUGGCACUGUCGACUCGUGGCAGAGAAGCCCUGAGGGAAGUGGGUCUGGAAGACCUCCUGGUGAACCGUCACGGGAUUCCUAUGCGUGGUAGAAUGAUCCACGAGAGGGAUGGCACCCUUAGAGAAAUAAUUUACGACAGUGUAAAAAAGAAUUGCAUUUACUCCGUCAGCCGGAAGUACCUUAACGAGGUUCUGUUGAAUGCCGCAGAGACGUAUCCUGGCCUGGAGUUGCAUUUCAAUGAAAAAUUGGUGGACGUUGAUCUUGAUCGUGGAAAAAUGAAGUUGCUCAAUACCAGAACAAAAGUUACUAGCAACGUUGAAGCUGAUCUUAUUGUUGGUGCCGAUGGAGCCUACUCGACCGUCAGGAAGAGCAUGAUCAAGAGACCCCUCUUUGACUUCAGUCAAACCUACAUAGAACAUGGCUACAUUGAAAUAUAUAUUCCACCUUCGCGCGAUAAUGAUUUUGCCAUGAGUGAUGGGAAUCUUCAUAUAUGGCCAAGAGGAGAGUUCAUGAUGAUUGCUCUGCCGAAUGAAGAUCGUAGCUUCACAGGGAAUCUUUUUGCGCCUUUUGAAACUCUGAGAGCCUUGGACACUCCUGAAAAUUUGUUAAAUUUUUACGAGGAUCAAUUUCCGGACGUGCUGCCACUGAUCGGACGUGAAAAAUUGGUCAAAGACUUUUUUUCCAGCGAACCGAAAACUUUAAUUUCCAUCAAGUGCAAACCGUAUCACGUAGGAAAAACUGCUUUGAUAAUUGGGGAUGCUGCGCACGCGAUGGUUCCCUUUUAUGCGCAAGGGAUGAACGCAGGAUUCGAAGACGUCAUAAUAUUAGACAAGUUAAUGGAAUUAUAUGAUUCCGAUUUAAGUAAAGUUUUGCCUGCCUUCUCAGAAACUCGAUGCCAAAAUGCACACGCCAUUUGCGAUUUGGCCAUGUACAACUACGUUGAGGUAUUUUUUCAAAUAUUACGAAAAAUUGUAUCAACAACUUUGUGCAUCUCCGACCACUUAUAUUUUACGUGCCUUACAGAUGAGAGAUUUGGUCAGGAAGAAAUCAUUCAUUUUGAGAAAGUACUUCGACACGGUUCUCUACUGGCUCUUUCCAAACACGUGGCUUCCUUUGUACAGCACUGUUCAUUUCUCCAGAAUGACAUUCCGAGACUGCAUAGAGAACAGAGCCUGGCAGGACAAGAUCAUCGGUCAAAGUCUCUGGUUGACUGGCGCAGGUCUCCUUGCAAUUGUUUCUGUUUUUACAAAAAAAUGGUUUUCAUAAAGGAAAACUUAUUCAGAAAAACAAUUUUCAAUUAACGACUCCGUGAUUCGCUCGUUCUAUAUUUACAAUUCUACAUAAACAAAAAAAAAUGAUUUAUGGCACGUAAUUUCAAUACGAUACAUUUGUACGCGCAGAUAACAAGUAAAUAAGUAUUUUAUUUAAAGUAA